GUGCUUUCACUAGUCAGAGAUACUGACAGACAUCAACCAAUCACUGACAGUACUUACUCCGGGGAAUUUAAAAUCAAGCAAAGCCUAAGAUAAAAGACACGGUUUUCGCUUCACAUUGCUCAACAGUUAACUCAAAAUGCAUUGCUUUAACAUUGCAAUAGUUCUUCCAAUAUUGGUUUAUUUGCAGUUCAUCGACAUCAAAGGAGCUCUUAGUGCAGUAGAUGUCAAACAGAAUGAAUGUUACAAGAGCAAAGCUCUCCUCGACUGUCCUUUAUACAAAGAUCCUUCCAUGGUCUUGAAAUGGCGCUAUCAGGAACUCUUGACAGGGAGAUGGUCAAAAAUUGCAAUAGUUAAAAGUGGAAAAGCAAGGGUUUUUCCCGUGAAUAGUAACUUGGAUGGGAGAUUCAUCCUACACUCAAAUGGGUCGCUAGAAAUCAGGUCACUUCAUCACGAUGACGAGACUCUGUAUCAGUGUAUCGUGAUGCAGAGAGGAGACAGAGAAGCUCAUCUGAUCGAACUGAAUGUUGCUUGUGGUCACACCACCGUCACGAAACGUGAAGUCUGCAUAGAAGAAGACGUUGUUCUCGAUUGUGACGCAAAGCACAGAACAAACCCGAGAAAACUAAAACAAGUUACAUGGAAGAAGGAGAGUGACGGGAAGCAAGGCUCUUCGUUUUCAAAAGUUGCAGCUUUGUAUGACGACGUGACAACAGAUGCGAACGAUGGAUUUAGUAUCCAUAGUAACGGGGCUUUGUUGGUGAGGAAGGGAAGAGAGGAGGGGAAUAUGACUUACAAGUGUGACGUUUCUAGGACAGAUGGAAACAAAGACGAGACGCAUUUGGUUCAUGUAAAGAGCAUUAAAUGCCGAAAUGAAACGCAAAAGCCAGUUAAGAGAAACAUUGGCAGUGUUUCUAUGACAACCGAGGGAGCCAGUGUUAUUAUUACACAGAAAACGAUUGUCUGUGGAGGUGUUCUGAACAAUUCUGUCGGUACAUUCCAAUCACCGAAUUUCCCAAGUGCAUAUCCUGCAAACUCUCAUUGUAAAUGGACCAUCAGUCUCCCCCAGGACUACGCUGCCAUCAAUAUCACACUUGAUCACCUGAACUUGGAACCUGAAAAAAGAUGUCGGUACGACUACCUAGCCGUCUAUGACCGACUAGAUAAUCAGGUCGGUUGCCGCCAUUGUGGGUUAUACGGCAAAACCAUAAUUUUCCAAGUCAGGGGGAGAACGGCAGUUGUUGUCUUCAAAUCAGAUGAUUCUGUACAGAAGACAGGUUUCAAGGUCAGCUACCGUGGUGUUUGAUCUGUCAAGACCCUACCAUUACCACCCUACCAAGGAAUGUCUUAUCUACUAAAAACACACGUAAAGGAAAUAUAAUUAAUUUCUAUAAUUAAUAAUAUAGUAAGUAAUAGUUUUAGCUAUUUAAAAACAUUAUAUAACAUGUCAGAUUAUCGUUGUGACAUAAGAGCAAAAGGAUCGAAUUGGUUGGUUAGUUUUACACCAAUGUUAUCCAGCCCUGAAACAAGGGCGAAUCCAGGGGGGCAAAGGGGGACUGAAGCCCCCCCCCCCCUUCAGCAGAAAAACAAAAAAAAACAAAACUGAAGAUUUAGAUGCUCUUUUUACCGUUUUCCUUUGUGUUGACGGAAGAAACUCGAUUAGCCCUUCCCC
Actinia tenebrosa (Australian red waratah sea anemone) is the source of this 1669-nucleotide messenger RNA. RefSeq lists its product as uncharacterized. The record is from RefSeq and is a predicted model, not a curated record. Lineage: Eukaryota; Metazoa; Cnidaria; Anthozoa; Actiniaria; Actiniidae.